UUGAGCCUCGUCAGUGCAAUGGGACAGCAAUCGGCAUGGCGCAGUGGUGAGCCGCGGCGCCGCUGUUGACACCAGGAUGAGGCGCACGUUGGCCCUGGUGUGGUUGGCGGUCACCACCACACUACUACGGCCCGCCGACCGCCCCAUCCCCUUCGUCCUCGCCGGAACCGGCGGAGGAAGUAUGUUAGGAGACGUAAACAUAUCCGCCAUUUUGGAUUCGUUUAGUGUCAGUUACGAUAAAAGAGUAAGACCGAACUAUGGAGGCCCCCCGGUGGAGGUUGGAGUAACCAUGUACGUGCUCAGUAUUAGCUCCGUUUCGGAAGUCCUCAUGGACUUCACCCUCGAUUUCUACUUCAGACAGUUCUGGACCGAUCCACGACUGGCGUUCCGGAAGCGGCCGGGCGUCGAGACGCUGAGCGUCGGAUCUGAGUUCAUCAAGAACAUCUGGGUGCCCGACACGUUCUUCGUGAACGAGAAGCAGUCCUACUUCCACAUAGCCACUACCAGCAACGAGUUCAUUCGGAUACACCACUCUGGCAGUAUCACUAGGAGUAUAAGAUUAACGAUCACAGCUUCCUGUCCCAUGAACCUGCAGUACUUCCCUAUGGACCGACAACUGUGCCACAUUGAGAUAGAAAGCUUUGGGUAUACCAUGAGAGAUAUCCGCUAUAAAUGGAAUGAGGGUCCAAAUUCGGUUGGCGUGUCGAAUGAAGUGUCGCUGCCCCAGUUUAAAGUGCUGGGUCAUCGGCAGCGGGCAAUGGAAAUUAGCCUCACCACAGGAAACUAUUCGCGACUGGCGUGCGAGAUCCAGUUCGUGCGUUCGAUGGGCUACUACCUCAUCCAGAUCUACAUUCCGUCGGGGCUGAUCGUCAUCAUAUCGUGGGUCUCGUUCUGGCUGAACCGGAAUGCGACACCGGCACGAGUGGCACUCGGCGUCACCACCGUGUUGACCAUGACCACGCUCAUGUCAUCCACCAACGCCGCUCUGCCCAAGAUCAGCUACGUCAAGUCGAUUGACGUCUACCUGGGAACCUGUUUCGUCAUGGUGUUCGCGUCGUUGCUCGAGUACGCAACAGUGGGCUACAUGGCGAAACGGAUACAGAUGCGAAAGAACCGAUUCAUGGCGAUCCAGAAGAUAGCCGAGCAGAAGCAGAAGGAGGCGGCACACCCGCCAGGGCACCCUGGGCACGGCGACCCCCAGGAUCAUGCGCCCAAGCAAACAGCGACCCGCUACAAAACGCACGACUCGAAAGGCCACUACAAGAGCGGUCUGGCCGGGGGCGGCGGCCUAGGCGGGGGCGGCACCCUCGACAACCGCACCAACGGCCGUCCCACCGACAAGGAGGCGGUAGUGCCACCUCCACCGCCUCCGCACCUCAACCGCUCCGAGCGCGAACUGAACAAGUUGUGCGGCAUUUCGCCCAGCGACAUCGACAAGUAUUCCCGCAUCAUGUUCCCCGUCUGCUUCGUCUGCUUCAACCUCAUGUACUGGAUCAUUUACCUGCACAUUAGUGACAUCGUGGCCGACGAUAUUGUGCUGCUGGAGCCGGAUAAGUAAGGAGGCCGCAGGCGGAUAAUCGAGGAAACGAAGAAACGAAAAACGUUUGGAGGACAACGAAAGAAACGAGGAGGUAACUAUUGUCUACAGAAUGAAGGAGGAAUCGAAGUGAAUAACUAAGAAACAAAGAAUGAACUGUGAAAGGAAUGAAUUUAAAAUUUCACAUCAGCUUUCAUCUAGACAGGGAAAGUAGAGACGGAAAGUUACUGGUUGCCAGUGCCUUUCGUAGCAUCACUUUCCAUUUAGACGAAUGCUUGGAAAGCUACUGACGGCUAGUAGUGCCUUUCAUUACGUCACUUUCCAUCAAUUUCCAUUAACACAGCGAUGUAUAAUGAUAAAUGAGAAUUGGUUGAAUGUAACUUGAUGAAAACCACUAUCCUCCAGUAACUUGCCGUCUUUACUUUCCCUGUCUAUAAGCCGCUGAAGAGUCCCAUUACAUUAUCAAAUACCUAUUUUAUAAGACGGAUCCGUAUUUCUAGGUUUUUUUAAUCAAAAUAACACCUAAAAAAUCAAUCUAUGCUUGAUCUGACGUGUCAGGAAUUCAAAAAUAAAUUUGAACUCGUUGAGUUGGUACAAGUCACGGUGGAACAAAUCAGAACGUACAAAGGAUUUGCUUAAAAUUUUCAAGAACUGAUGACAACACACUGUGACUUUGGCAAAAAUCAGUGACUGUCAAUUUGACCAGCCUUAUUUAUUAGUGAACUGAUUCCCUAUUGAAUAAGUAUUGGACUAUGCGCCCCAUUACACAAUCAAAUAUUUUAUGAAAGGUCUCAGAGCAAAAAUCUUUGAUAGUGUGAUGGUUAUCAUAGUUUUAUUCAAGUCUAAUAGAGAAAAUCAAAUCCCAAAAAUAAAAUAGAUCUAAUAGGAUCACAAAAAUAAAAUUGUAUAUUUUAUUGCCUAUUCGACCUGUAUUAAAUUGUGGAACCCAUUGCCUACACGUUUUAUCAAAUAUUUCAUUAUAAAAAUUUGAUUGUGUAGAGUGUAGGGGGUUACGAACAUAGUCUUGGACUACUCCAAUAGCUAAUCGGAUCUUUAAAGAAGAUUGUGAAACAUCUUUGUCAAUGCUAGGAAAUAUUUGAUCGUGUAAUGGGCCCCAAGCAAUGAGCAGGAAACUGUAGAAGCAUAACUGAAACUGUAGGAAAUAAACUGAAGACUGUAGAAAAUGAACUGAAAAUCAAUGUAGGGAAUACGUUGCAAGUUGAAACAAACUGCAAAUUGUGGGAAACGUUCUGCAAAUUUUGAAAAACGAACUGUUUCCUCUUGCGGAGUGCAGACGGUAUAUCACCCAACAGUGUUUCAAUAGGUAGUGAAGCAGUUCUUCAUUUAUUAUUAUUUCUGGUAGAAAUCUCUAGUCAUCUCUCUCUACACUUCCCGAAAAAAGUUGUUGUGAAUCUCUGAUUGUACUUUUCUCUAACAUUUUGUCUUUAUUGUAGCCAAACUCAGCAUUUUUUAUUGAUUUUAAAGCAUUACCUAUUCUUAUCCAACUCUCGGUUUUUAUGGACUUCUGUUGAGAUCUAAUUUAUUGUAUGACUAGAUUAGAUUGUGUUUCUAUCAAUCUCUUAUUUUAUGAAAACUUUUAUCUGUAGCCUAUUCUCAUGUAGGCCUAGGUACUAAUUUGUAUCUUGAUUUGUAAGCAUUUAAUGCUUCUUUCUUGGAAAAUUUGUGUAUUCGAGUAAUUACUUAUUUGUAUCUUCAUUUUUUAGAUUUCAUAUUCAAACCUCAAUCCUUGAGGAUUUAAUUAAUGCUAGGCUAUUUUAUAACAACAAUUCGUUCCUUGAUUUUUUAGCGCUCAUAUUUUUUACAGUUUAUCAAUUUAUAAUUUGACCAGACCUUUAUCCCAUAAAAUGAGGAUUUCAAUAAAUACUAACUUACAUUCCUAUAUUUUCAGCGAGAAUAACAAGAUUUUCGUAAUAUGAAUAUUGGUGUGGAAUAUAAAUAACAUUGAUGAAAGGAAGUAUUAUUUCAGAAAAAUUUGGAAAAAAGGUGGUGAAGCCAUCGUUAAUAAUUAUCAAAAAAUAUAUUAUUGGGAGUUGACAGAUGAAUAAAUUUUAUGUAUACGUACUGGAUAAGAAAUAUAAAAGAGAUGGAAGCUAUCUUAAGAAUGUCGGAAACGACUUUAAAUUGUUAUUGCUAUUAUUAUAACAAAUUGUUUAUCAAUUGUUGAAGUUUCUUGAUUAUUUUUUGUUAAAUAUUUACAAAAAUAAUUUAUUCAUGCUUCUAAGCACAAAGUUAUAGUUGUUUAAUCAAAUUAGUAUAAAAAAUAUAACUAUGUUUUAAUAGUUGUUUGAUAUUUUUCCAUUCUAAAUGAACAUUACAGUAUAGAGUGUUUACUAAAAGAUUAUCAAAUGAUGUGAUUAUGACAAAUAUUUUUUCUAAAACUGUUGGUUUUAUCGUUCAAGACGGUUAAAUUGAAUUCUAUGAUAUUGUUUCAUUGAUGUUGUUCAACAGUAAUUGUUAUUGUUGAGAUGUAGGUAGAGAUUAUUCUAAGUUGUCAGAUAUGAUUUGUAUUCCAAUAUUUUUCAUAAGAUAAUUAUGUACUGUAUUGAAUUUUGCAAACUUUGGUGGAAGGUAUUUUAUUCAUAGUUCAAACUCGUACGUUUCAAUAAGUUACCAUUUCCAAAUGAUUUUGAUGGCAAUAGUCGUUUUUCACUAUAUUUCUAUGUUGAUAAGUGAGUAAAUAUGGAAUGUAGUCUAUAUGGACUUUGUGAUUGUAAUGAUUCUAAAAUCUAAAGAUUUAUGUCAACAUUUUAGUUCACUAUUAAAAAAAUUAAUUAAAAUUGAUACCUAAUAGAAAAUUCAUGUUCAUCAAUCCAAUAAAGUAUUUCCAUUCAAUUGCUGUACCUGUAAUGAUUUCGGGGUAGUUGCUCCUCGAUACUUGUAAUUAAAGUAACUGAGUAACUACAAAUACGUUAGGAAAUACUUCCAAGUCUUCUAUUGCAAAGUUUAACUGUAUGCAUGAUAUCAUACAAAUUGCGAUACAUUUGUUUUACUGGAACAAGCUUCACGAUAUGAAUCUUUGUAAAUAAGUACCUAAUUAAAUUGACAUACCAUACCGAACUAUUGACCAUAAGUUUUAUUAUUUAUGCAAUAAAAACUUUCGUAGCCUAACUGAUGACAACCAUGUCAAUAGCUAUUAAAAUAACGAAAUGUAAUAAAAGAUAAAGUUACCAUGUAUCCAAUUAUAACUACUGUAUAAUAACUUAAACAAUGAUGAUACCGGUAUAUAUUAUCAUUGAGGUUUGUACUCGACAAACUUCUGUAGUAAGAUUCUGUUUGAACUGGCAGAAUUGCUCGAAUGGGAAGCAUUGAUGCUAUUCAUAACAAAUUCUGUCAGUUCAAGGUGAAUCUCACUAUAUGUAUAUUCAUUACCUGUAUUGCAAAGUAAAGCAUGCACUGUCAAAGUAAUAAUAACUAAUUAUUAUUGUAAUAUUAAUUAAUAGAAUAAAGCAGACGUCGGUGUUGGUUAUAAUUGUGAAGAGGAAACGUGACGAAAAUGAAGUUGACUGUGAUUGGACAACGCUGUUCGUGUGUGCGCGCGUGUGUGAAAGGUGCCUGCUACAAGAACUCUAACGAGACUAAAAAAUGUCUAAUUCUAUUCUAGAAUUUAGAAUUUCAAACGCUUCUUCGCAGGUACGAAGCACCGACCUGAUUUCAGAUUCUAAAUAAAUAUAUUUUAUGCACAUAAAAAUUCAAUGAGGCGAGGUUGAUGUGACUAGUGUGUUAAUAUUAUCUAUAUGUAGCCGAUACAAAUAUACAAUUAAAAGCCCGGUUGUGAUUAACAAGACAAAAAAAAUUGCCAGAGAGAGAAGAAAGCAGCGAAAAAUAUUGAUCGUUAGGUUUGUAGAUGAGAGAGAACGCGAUGAUUUUUUUCUGAGUUGAAUAAUAAUGAUUGAGAGCAAGGAAGUAAAUAAUAAACCAGUGUAUGUAUCUUUUGUGUACAACAUAAUAAUAUAAUAUAAAAUAAAAUAAAAAAACAAAAAGUGUAUGAGUGAUAGAAAAAAACAUGUGAAGUGUAAAUAUAAUCUAGAGAGUAUCUUAGAAAUUCAUAAUGAACAAAGACAGCAAUUAUUAUAUUCCAUCAAACUGAACACAAUUCGACGUUAAUGAAUAAUUAUUUAAAAAUAUAAUACAAUAAAAUUAACAGAGUGAAUACAAUUAUAAUGUGAAUGAUGAUACCCAUAGGGAAUCUGAUAUUAUUGGUGCUCCUAAACUCUUUACAUCCUGUGUUGAUUUUGGAAGAUUUCAAUCAAAGUAGGUAGGCUCCUAUUCACAACAGUCCUUUUGGUAUCCGAUAUGAAUAAGCUAUAGCUAUCGAAAUAUUCAAUUACCAUCAAAUACCUACUCACACAUCUAUAAGUACCUACUUCCUGUACUUACUUAUGUAGGCUACUCCAUAAACUAAUGAUCUUCAUAUACUUACGUACUAUAUUAUGGACUACCUAAUUUUCCAGCUUUUUUUCUGCAUAAGACUUGACAGUCUCUAUUGUUCGAUCCUUUUUUGGAAAAUCUAUCUUUUUCCAAUCUUGCCGAUAAACAAACUCAAAUAAUUACAACAGUAAUUUACUCACUUCCAAAAUAAAUGUGGAGUAUUAAUUACUGUAACUUCCCUCUAACAAUGAAAUUUCUAAUGCAAUAGAUCAUCUUAAAAAACGUCUAAUCGGUGAUUUAAUCUAUCUGCACUGGAAUGUCCCAUUUGAUACUGUACUUGAUGCAAUGAUGGAAUAGCUAUUGAAUUGUAUUCAAUCAAAAAUACAAAACGUGUAACUCUCCUCCCUGCUAAUGUGGCAUUUUAUUACCAUCUAAAUUUUAAAGAAGAUAAGUACUCUGUUAAACAAUUUUUUUUGAUGUUAUACAUAUUCGAUAUCUAUGAGAAACAGACUAAUACAGCACAUAAAAUAUGAUAGCCGCAAUAUUAUAUUAUUGUUAGCCAUCAUGAUUCUCUUUUCAGUAUUUUAAUGUUUAUCUAGCCAAAAUUCCAAUGAGCAUCAAUUCACAUUCACAAUUUGACAUUUUACAAGUGAUAAAUAAUAAUGUUGAACGGAAAAAAUUUGAAACACUCACUCAUUUUAAAACGAAAUAUUCAUUUUUAUAGAACAAUAAUAAUUAUUUCAGUAUUAAUUGUAUGCCGAUAGUUUUUUAAAAUUGAUAUUUUAAAUGUACAGUUACGGUAUAUAUAUAUGGAUAGUAAUGGAGCACUUAGUGAAUUAGAUUUUAGCACGAUAUAUUUCUCAUCUGCAAUAUUGAUUGUUUUUAUACUUCUGAUAUAAUUGUAAAAUUCUUCGAAAAAUAAUGCAAAUUAUAUCGUAUAUGAUAGAAAACUAAUUAUUUUAAUAUCAUCACUACAGAAUGACUGUAAUAUUAUUGAAGCUACUGUAAGAACUUUGUUCAUUUCUCAGCAGAGCAGAUGGAGCCGGAGCCCAUAUUUAGGAAUCAUGAAAAAGCAAUUCGUAGCUAACUUUUAGAUCAGCCCAUGUUAGGACUAGAUGUAUAAGUUAAUAGUUGAUACUUUGAAAAUAACUUAAUGGUUGUGUUUUAAAAAUUAUAUUAAAAAACUAAAAACAGAUUCUAAAUUAAGAUGAGUUCAUAUAGCUAAUAUAAACACAAACUUUAAUGUAGUUGUAAUGAUAGGUUUGUAGAAGGAUAUAGGACUGAUGGAUAUGACUGGCAAGACGAUUUAUUUUCAGAUUUCAGAUUAAAUUUCUUCUUGCAUCUCAUUUAAUUUUUAAUGGUUUGUUUUUUAAUUUAUAGGAACUUUUGAAAAACUCAAUUAAAAUUUGUUCUAAAUUUUAUUGAUGUCACUUCAAUAAUACAUUUCUGUAAACUACCUAUUAUUUAAGCUUUAUUACUGAACUCUUAAAAAUUGAUAUUUCAACUCUUUUAAAAGUGUCAAUUUCCUUAUAAGUAUAUUGGCCUGGAAUUAUUUAUCAAUAGUGAGAUGUGGCAAAUACUUUCAACUCUCAUUCCAAAAGUGUUCAUUACUCUCUACUGCCGUUCUACAAUAAUUAACUGGCGCCAUAAAAUUAUGGGAUACCAGCUAAUCACUUGUAUUUCAACACUUUUGGAAUAAUUCCAAUAGACAAAGUAUAGCUUACACGGUUUAGAACUAUUGAUCUAAAUCAUAAGUUGACUUCUAUUUUCAAAGCAAUAUCUGUACAAAAUUGAAGAUGAGCGCUUUAUAACUUAGAUUAAAUUAGUCCUUCAAAUUUCUUACUGUUGUCAGAAUAUAUUUGUUUUUUUUUAUAAAGAUGAAAUAAUGUUAAUACUGCUGACAUAACACAAAUCGCCGGUGACUUGAAAGUAGUAGGAAUUAUUGAGAACGAUUUGGAAGCCCUUUGAUAAUUUAUUCUUGAAAAAGAAUAAGGAAAUCACAAGAAAGUCUUGAAUUCCAAUUGAUAAAUAAAUUUUUGGAAUAAUUUUCAAGGACAGUUUUCUCAAAAUCGUUGUAAUAUAGGCCUAUAGCUUGAAAAGAAUAGAAUGUGACCUUAAAAAUACGAGAAGUGAAGAUUCUAGAUCUAAACCAGAACUAUACCGGUACCGGUACUAAUAUAUUAUAAGAAUUUUAUUUCCUCUUCAAUUAUCUUCCAAUAUUGCAAACGGUACUAAUAGUACAUGUUUUAUUAUUUUUCUCAAGGCCAGUUUUAGGAAUCUAGUAUUGAUUAUAGCGUUGAUUGAUCAGUAUUGAGCAGUAUUGAUCAGCAGUAUCUUGUCUUGGUAGACAGUACUAUUAAUGCAUUGAUUUGAGUUUUUCUUUUUGAAUACUUUAUACAAGAGUUCCUUAUGUACAAUAAUAUAGUCCAAAUUAUAAAAAAGGAAGAAUCAAUGAGUUUGAAUUACAAAACUGCAUUAUUGAUAAUAUGUUAAAUUAAUGUGAAUGAUCCAAUGCAAUUGAACUAUCUUGGUAUCACUUCUGCAAUAAAAUACAACGGUUCAAGUUAAGAAAAAGUACUUAUUGUGAAGAGUUAAUGAAUUCACAUUAGUAUAGGCCUCCUACAUUACAUGCCAAUAUGUAGGCAUAUUUUGAUCUUGGAGUUUUGAAUUUAUUAAAUGUAAUGCUGAAAAAUGCAAUAUAGAAGAAACGAUCUGGAUUCAAUUGUGUAAUAUGAAUUAUUAAUAAAAUAAUAAUUCUUUGUCUCUAAUACCAAUGUGAAGUUUUGAAGAACUCAAUUCGAACUAGAACUGUCUUGGUCUCAAAUCUGCAAUAAAGAAAACAUUUUUUUUAACAGAAUAGAAUGUCAGUUGAAUUUCACAUCAUCUUGAUUCCGAUUCUCUAACGAAAACCAUAAUCUCUUUUCUUAAUAAGCUGUGUUAUGUUAACACAUUAUUUUGUUUUUAUGUGUAUGUGUUAUGUCAGUUGUAUUGGCACUAUUUGGUGCCAAGAAUCCGUUGAGUAUGAUUUUCAGUGACGAUUCGUCUCAUUGCUCAAUUGUUCCUUGAUGCGUAACGGAGUCCAACUUGCUAAAGGUGCUUGCCAUGUCUGUGUAACGAUUAGCAUAGCAAUAUUAAAUGUACUAUCUUAUCUCAUUAGAAAUGCAGAAAUAUGGGUCAGAGUUAUAUGCAUUAGUGUAUGAGUCUGACUGAACUUUUUGUGAUCUAAUAGGGGUACCAAUAUUGUUGCAGCUGGUCUUGAUUGAAUCAUUUUUCUACAAGAUUAAGUAUUCAACAGAUUUCCAGGUUUUAGGAGUUCUCGCAGUACCAAAAAGUGAGAGGAACCCAAGUUCCUGAUGAAUGAGUUUACCAUCGCGUUUCGAUCUAACAAUAAAUUGAAGUGUAUUUGUAUUCAUUCAUCAAUACAGUUACAAAACAUAUAAUAGAGAUAUGACUGGGCGAUAUUCAUACUGGGCUUCAUUUAUUUACUAGAUAAAAUAAGAGUCGUUGCAUCUUAAAUAUUCAGAUUCUAAUUAACUGACAAGUUUUCAAAAAUGAAUAGAGCAGACAUCAAUAAUAUUAUACUUCAAUCAUAUUGAAAAUUGACCACUGGCUAGAAGAAUAAUCUUCAAUAUUGUAAUAUGAUGAUAUGAUUUAUAAAAUUGAAGUUUUAUACAUACGGUACUCGAUGCUGUAGGAUAUUAGAGGAGGAUUGAGAGGCCCUAUUUCGUCUCAACAUCACCUUACAAUAGCAAAAUAAAGAAGACACAAAGAUGUGGUCAUCUAUUACAAAUUUUAAUUUAAUAAAUUAUCAACUACUGUGUGAGAAAUAAUAGAACAAAGUUUGAAAACUUUUAGAAACGUUUAUUAGUGUUAUGGUAUUUAAUGGGCUAAUGAAGAACAAAACCAAUAAACGUCAAAGUGAUGGAAGAAGUCUAUUGAGCAGUUUUUUGGAAGAACUUGAUAGGAAUGAUCCAAUCAAGAUCAGCAACAACGUGAUGAGUUCUCUGUGAAAGGUCAUGAUAAAUAAUCAAUGAUAACUUGUAAAUUUCAUGUAUAUUAUGUAUGUGAGCCAUAUAAACUCAUGCAUAAAUUUUAAUCUCGUUUGUAACUCACAGGCGUCAACAUAUUCAGCCUCUCCUCACAACAACACGCAGCAUUAAAAUAUUGUUUUUUAACAAUACUAGAUAGAAAUGUAGUUGAUAUUAUAGAUUAUAUAGAUUUCUUCAAUCAUCAUCACUUUCCUGACAUCAAAAUCAAAUCGUUAUUUGAUUAAUUCAGAAUAUAUACGACGGCAGAUAAUAAUGAAAGGUUUUAUAGUAGGCCAGUUCCAUUCACAAUCUCACACAAAACUGCUAUCUCUCAAUCACUCACUCACUUUUUCUCUAACGCUGUCUCUUUCUCUCUUGCUGUCCACUUCUUUCUCUUCCCAAAGUACCAAUAUUUCCUCUGUUACUUUCAAGAAGCAUCCACACUGCGAUAUAAGUACAAAAUUAGAGUCAAUGGUGAACUGUUUAGUAGAGAGUUCUCUUCCUCUAGAAAACAAUUUUUUAAUGAAUGAAAUAAUCUAUUAUAUUACUUUUCUUUCAUUAGUGUUUGUUCCAUUUUCUAAAAUUAUUUAAAGCCUUCAUUGUGAUUAGAUAUUUUUUUGAAUAUCUUUCAGCCUUCAAGAUAGAGAUUGUUUUUGAAAUUUCAAUUCGAAUUCACAAGGAUUAUUUUCCCUGGGUUACAUUCAAUCAGUAUAGCUUGUUGAAAAGUGAGUAUAUAGCAGAAUUUAUUGCAAUCCUUACUCAGAAUGCCUGAAGAAAUGCGAGUAACUUACUCAAAUGCUACAACAUCUAUGAUGACUUCAUAAAUAAAUAAAAUAUUCUCUAAAUAUCAUCUUAUCGCAAAGAUUCGCUGGUAUGACUUUGAAAAUUACUUCAUGGUGAGAAGACAUCCAAAGUUGUAGAUUCACCCAUCUCUCAUCUCCAUCCCUCACAUAAGGCUACUCAAGCACAAGCCUGGAGCUCAUUUGGGAAUCACCAUCAGCAGAAGAAUGAUAUCGUAUUCAAUACAAUACAGUUUGUUUAAUCGAAUCCUACAGAGGUUGAGUAUGAGUCACAGUUUGAAUAGUUGAGUUGAUUUGAAGGUACUGUAGUUGUAAUUAAAAUGUAAUUGUUUUAGAGGAAAAGAGUGCUCUUUACCUUGAGGUUCACAAUUGACAAACAAGAACGGUACACACUGUCUUACACAAAUACACUCAAUUAACUGACACUUUCAUUCAUAAAUUGACUCUCAUUCAUAACUUCAAAUAUGCUCGUAAACUUCCUACGAGCUGCUACCAUCACUUCCAAACGAUGUAUUUGUAAAUCAUUACUGUAAAAAUCUAGACGAGUAGGCAGAUUAUGAAUAUUCUAAACUAUAUAUUUCACAUAGCUCAAUACAAAAAUUGAGUAUCCUCGAAUUUUGUAGGAUACCAGACGUCUUACAAAACACCCUUGACUCAACACAUCUCAUAUUAUGAAACAGACACUUAUUGUAGCCCUGAAACAAGUAAGAUAUACAUAUAACCAUUUUAUAUAAAAUCAUAUAAAAAUAGUAUGUUCACAAUGCUCAAUGGAUUAAUAAAAUAUAUAUGUAUUGGUGUUACAUAUGAAGUGCUGGGGACGCGCUCAUAUCUAACAAUAUAUGUAUAUGGCACACUGUAAUAUGCGCCAUGCUUGCUAUCUAUAGUUAUAUGUCAAUUACCUUUGGUUAUAUUGAAUAUUCAGAUCAACACUACAUAAUAAAGCAGUGUAACUCUAAAUUUAUUUAUGUGCUUCAAUUUUUUAUUUUUGAAGAUAAAUUAUUUACUGUAUUGAAAUUCUAUUGCAGAUCACAUCCUCUUACGAAACAUACCAACUAAUUUUUUCCAAAUAUGAUAUCAUGAAAAAUGCACAUUAUCUAACUGUAUCAAUCUGUAAUUCAUUUUUUUGGAAGAUAGUAGCCUAUCUGAACAUAUUAAUUCAUAAGCGAAGUAGGUAGGCCUACCGUACAUAACAUCUUUUCAUAAAAGAGUCUUACGUACCGGUAGGCUAAUAUUAUAUUCAUUUAAAAUGAAAGGUUUUUAAAACAAUUUAUAUACUCAGAAUAAUUCUCUUCAAUGUUUGUUUCCAUUAAGAACUCCUUGUUAAUUAUCACUUUUGAACAAUAUAGCUUUUAUUUAUAAAUAUCUGACUGCUAUGUCGUAAUUUAAUUGUUCAAAAGUGAUCAGAAUAAUAGAUUAAAUAAGAUUAGCCUACAAUUACUGUGAGUUAAUUGAUAUCACCUACCUAAUCUACAUUUAUUGUAGAAACUUCAAUGAAUUAAAUAUUUCACCGUCAAAUACUAUGGAAAAUCAAGCUAUAAGUUACAGAACUUUAAGGAAUAAGUUCCAUAAGGAGGGUGCUAUUCUUUAUUGGAGUUGAUUGCAAGUAGCUUCUAAAGAAUUCUAAAACUUGAGAUUAUAGGCUACUCAAUAGUAGUUGAUUUAUUUUAAUACUUAUGUAUUUAUUAUAUUGAAAAUUGUAUAUCGUAUUUAUGGAUUAUGAAUUACAGUUUGAUCAAUGAGUUGAAUGAAUCCUCUAUGAAUUCUUCGCAUGAUUUCAAAUAAUGAAGCAGAUCAUUAAAUUUAAAAAUUUUCCUCUUCUGAUUAAUAGGUACUCAGUUCUAAAGUAAAUUAUAAAGGUUUUUGGCAUAUACAUAGAAAGCAAGCAGUUAUAUAAAUAUUUAUAAAUAAUACUAGUUUUUUUACAUAGAGCAAUUGAUUGAAUGAUUGCAAAAAUAUGUAGUGUGAAAGUAAACUGUGUAAUUCAACUAAUAUUUAAAAACUGUAAAUAUUUUGCUCUAUAAAACUAGUUUGAUCAAAAGGUAAACUGAGAACAUAAUUGAUGCAAAAAAAUGUUGUCCUGGUUUUCAAGGUGAUUUUAUUUUAUUGUAAAAAGAGAAUAUGAAUAAAAUAAAGUACAUUAAUACGAAAA
Molecule: messenger RNA, 12903 nt
Organism: Nilaparvata lugens (brown planthopper)
Lineage: Eukaryota; Metazoa; Arthropoda; Insecta; Hemiptera; Delphacidae
Gene: Rdl
Product: gamma-aminobutyric acid receptor subunit beta
Exons: 9
Coding region: 77-1558 (493 amino acids)
Biological process (GO): signal transduction; nervous system process; chemical synaptic transmission
Cellular component (GO): synapse; neuron projection; membrane
Molecular function (GO): neurotransmitter receptor activity; extracellular ligand-gated monoatomic ion channel activity; chloride channel activity
Source: RefSeq, a predicted model, not a curated record